Molecule: messenger RNA, 2994 nt
Organism: Xiphias gladius (swordfish)
Lineage: Eukaryota; Metazoa; Chordata; Actinopteri; Istiophoriformes; Xiphiidae
Gene: erlin2
Product: ER lipid raft associated 2
Exons: 12
Coding region: 123-1115 (330 amino acids)
Biological process (GO): SREBP signaling pathway
Cellular component (GO): endoplasmic reticulum; endoplasmic reticulum membrane
Molecular function (GO): ubiquitin protein ligase binding; cholesterol binding
Source: RefSeq, a predicted model, not a curated record
AAUGCAGCAAUGUCGAUGCCGACCAGUACAACUCAAACGAAGAAGAGGAAGGUAAGCGGGUGCCAGGAGAAGACUACCUGCUCCACAUCUGUUGUUGGUGUCUUCUCGGUUCCAAUUACAGGAUGGCACAGUGGGGUGCCAUAUUCUCAAUAAUUGCCGCUCUUGGAGGAGCAGCACUUUUAGCCUCCGUGCACAAGAUCGAUGAGGGGCACACUGGAGUUUACUACAGGGGAGGGGCUCUCCUGACCACCACCAGCGGCCCUGGUUUCCAUCUUAUGCUUCCAUUCAUUACCACCUACAAGUCGGUUCAGACGACGCUGCAGACAGAUGAGGUGAAGAAUGUACCAUGUGGCACAAGUGGAGGAGUGAUGAUUUACUUUGACCGCAUAGAAGUGGUGAACUAUCUCAUUCCAUCAGCAGUGUACGACAUAGUGAGAAACUUCACAGCAGACUACGAUAAAGCUUUGAUAUUCAACAAGGUUCACCAUGAGCUCAACCAGUUCUGCAGUGUUCACUCACUGCAAGAGGUCUACAUCGGCUUGUUUGACCAAAUUGAUGAAAACCUAAAGUUGACGCUACAAGAGGAUCUAACAUCCAUGGCACCUGGACUUAUCAUACAGGCAGUCCGCGUGACAAAACCCAACAUCCCAGAGAGCAUUCGUCGGAACUACGAGCUCAUGGAGAGUGAGAAGACGAAGCUGCUGAUCUCUCAACAGACACAGAAGGUUGUGGAGAAGGAGGCAGAGACAGAAAGGAUCAAAGCUGUGAUAGAGGCUGAGAAAGUGGCACAAGUGGCAGAGAUCAAGUUUGGACAGAAAGUCAUGGAGAAGGAAACCGAAAAAAAGAUCUCUGAAAUUGAAGAUGAGGCUUUCCUGGCCCGGCAGAAAGCCAAGGCAGAUGCAGAGUUCUAUACAGCACAGAGAACUGCCGAGGCCAAUAAGGUGAAGUUAACACCAGAGUACCUGCAGCUAAUGAAGUACAAAGCCAUCGCAGCCAACAGCAAAAUUUACUUUGGGAACGACAUACCCCAGAUGUUUGUGGACUCUGCAGGGAGCUCCAUCAAGGCCUCUGCAGCCAUGGACAUUGUGGGUGAGCAGAUCCUGGACCUGGAUUGAGUAUUGGGACCCACAGGACUACCCAGGGUUGGAGGACUAUCUGCUGAAGGGCAGUAGCCUGCCCCACAGGCUGGCUUGCUGGCAGGUUCUCCCUCUGGCCCAGAGAAGCUCUGCUGACCAGGGCCUGUAUUUCUCAAACAUCUCAGAAUCACUGCUAGAAAUCACAUUGAAAGUUUGACUAGGAAAUAAAAUUCUUCUACCUCAGAGCAGAGGACCUGAGUUAUUUUUGAGGCUUCUGUUUGUUCGGACAGAGAAUGCCAUAAUCUAGACUCAGAACCAUAAAUUCGGGGGGGAGGAAAAACUAGAUUAAAUAGCAUCACUUGUGGGUGUAUGAUAAGCUCAUUCAAAACUGACAUUUAGCUAAAACAGUAAUGAAGGAUUUAGCCCUGCUGCUGUUCUGCUUUGAUGUUCUGUGUGGGAAGUGUACCCAUUCCCAACAUAACAGAUCACAAAUCCAUUCUGACUUAUGUGUUAUCUCUUUAUGUGACGUGUCCUAAUUGAGCAAUUGAAGCUGUAUUAUUUCCAACCUGUUGUUCUGAAGAACACAAGGCAAACAUGUUUUCUAAUCAAGUUUAGUUGCAGGGUAAUUAAUAAUUAUUCAUCUUAAUUAAGCUUUUAGGUGCAAUGCAUUCAGUCACAGUUGUGAACAACCCAAAUCACGGCUAUUUUAGCUGCAUCGUCCAUUGACCUUUUGCUAAUCCUUAUCACUUUAAGUUGCUGUUGCUAAACCUUUCAUGCUGCAAGCUUUCUGUUCAAGCACGGCUAUGUAGUUUAAAAUGACACCGAAAUUCUUAGUAUUUUUCUAAAACAUGGGUCCUUUACUUCAGACAGAGAGAGACAAAAGUAGGCUUCUAAUUUUUAGCCUGUGAUCAGUUAUGGCUGAAACAGCUCCUUGGGCUAGCAUACUUCUGUUGGUGUUGCUAGCAAAUUAAGCUAACGUUAGCUCCAUGAGUUGGUUGAAACGUUGUCUAUGGCUGACUUUUUAAUGUUGCCAACUAAUUAAAAUGGGAACCCAGUCAAAAGGGAUCUCUUAAAAAGCGCUUGAUGGCUACUUACAGCGCAUGAUAUCAUGCUAAAAGACUGAGGCUAAAGGUAUAUGUUACAGCAAACAGUCAGCAUUGUUAUCAGUUGAUGAUUUGUGUACAAGUCAUGGUAAUAAAGAAACCGCAUUGUUCUUGUAUUGCAGUGUAGAGCUUAGUGCUAGUAUUAUUAGUAUCAUAAGGAAAAGUGCGGGAUCAGACUCUUUUAUUCUUUCAUUUGUAACCCUGUUUUGCUGCUUAGUCUAAAUAUUAAUAAUUUCAAACAUAUGUUUUCACUCUAAUAUUAUAAAAGAAAAAGUAGGGUGAGGGAUGAAGGAUAACCAGUACAAACGUAACAUUAACUUGGAUAAUAAGUUUAGACUGAGUUGCAGGUAUUUCCCCAAAACCAAUACAGAGUUGCUAAUGUUAGCCUAGACUCUGAUAGCAUCCAGAACCAGCUUCCAAGUAGGCGGGUAAACUACAUAGUAUAUGUGCUAGUUGUGAAUAGGGUUUUUUUUUCCAUAACCUGUAAACUCACAAAAUAAUGUAUUUAUGUGGAAGUAAAGUGAAACUACUACUAUAGUUACUAAGCUUGCUAGCCAAACAUGCUAACAAUAGCAGUUUACGUUAGAGCAUAUGAUACACUGUUUGAUCAGUUUCUAUUACUUUCUGCUCUUGUAUAUUGAAUUUUGAAAAGUUGAUUAAAAAAAGACACCAUCCUCAAGACUCUGUAAAUGAAGAUUAUCACUGUCUACAGUACAUCCCCAUGCACGCCACUUAAGGACAAUCACUGUUUAUCAAACCGGUUCAGUGAAUGGUCGGUUGCAACAACUUAAAGUUUUCCCCUUGCCCCCCCCCCC